Messenger RNA from Epinephelus lanceolatus (giant grouper), 1406 nucleotides. It is a transcript of the gene aldob, whose product is annotated as aldolase b, fructose-bisphosphate. The record is from RefSeq and is a predicted model, not a curated record. Gene Ontology annotation, molecular function: fructose-bisphosphate aldolase activity. Gene Ontology annotation, biological process: glycolytic process. NCBI's taxonomy places the organism in Eukaryota, Metazoa, Chordata, Actinopteri, Perciformes, Serranidae.
CACAGCGCCAAGCAGGCAAUAAAUACAGCUUAAAGCCUCAGCUUCGGCCCCUUCAAUCAGUCGCUUCCGGGACGCUGUCCAGGCUGUGUGCCAUUUGUGUUGCCGUCGCUAUUUGAUUAAAACUCUGUCAAAGAUGACCCAUCAGUUUCCAUCCCUGUCUCCGGAGCAGAAGAAGGAGCUCUCUGACAUUGCUCAGAAGAUCGUAGCUCCAGGAAAGGGAAUCCUGGCCGCAGAUGAGUCGACAGGAACAAUGGGAAAACGUCUCCAGAAAAUCAACGUGGAGAACAACGAGGAGAACCGUCGCUGCUUCCGUGACCUCCUCUUCUCCUGUGAUGCCUCCAUGUCCAACUGCAUAGGUGGGGUCAUCUUCUUCCAUGAGACACUGUACCAGAAAGCAAACAGCGGCAAGCUCUUCCCCCAAGUCAUCAAGGAUAAGGGCAUUGUUGUUGGCAUCAAGGUGGACAAAGGCACAGCUGGUCUGAAUGGAACAGACGGAGAGACCACCACACAAGGUCUUGAUGGGCUGUCGGAGCGCUGUGCCCAGUACAAGAAGGACGGUUGUGACUUUGCCAAGUGGAGGUGUGUGCUCAAGAUCUCAGACGGCUGCCCGUCACCUCUCGCCAUCGCAGAGAACGCCAAUGUCCUCGCCAGAUAUGCCAGUAUCUGCCAACAGAAUGGCCUGGUGCCUAUUGUGGAGCCAGAGAUCCUGCCUGACGGAGAGCACGACCUGCAGCGCUGCCAGUACGUCACAGAAAAGGUUCUGGCUGCUGUGUACAAGGCUCUGUCUGAUCACCACGUGUACCUGGAGGGCACUCUGCUGAAGCCCAACAUGGUCACUGCCGGACACUCCUGCGCUAAGAAGUUCACCCCUCAGGAGGUUGCCAUGGCCACAGUGACCGCUCUGAGGCGCACUGUCCCCGCCUCUGUGCCUGGCAUCUGCUUCCUGUCUGGAGGUCAGAGUGAGGAGGAGGCCUCCCGCAACCUGAACGCCAUCAACCAGGUGCCCCUCCACCGCCCCUGGAAGCUGACCUUCUCAUACGGCCGUGCACUCCAGGCCUCUGCUCUUGCAGCCUGGCAGGGCAAAGCUGCCAACAAGGCAGCUGCACAGGAAGCUUUCUGCACCAGGGCUAAGAUCAACGGCCUGGCUGCCAAGGGAGAGUACAAGCCCUCCGGCUCAGCUGACCAGGCCUCCAUGCAGUCUCUGUACACCGCCAGCUACGUCUAUUAAAUACUGUGAACAUUAAAAAGAAGAAAUGCACAUGGACCAAAUAUGACAAGAAGUGCCUCUGCUGGAUUUCCCUCUUCCCUAGACUACCAACAUCAGGGGAGGACUUCCACUGUAAUGUUGAACUACUGUUUGUAUACUCAGUGAAAUGACUGGAAAUAAAUUAAGCUACGAAAAUGUU